CCCCGCUACAGCCGGUGGGGCUGUGCGUGGAGCUCCCUGGUUCAGGGGCGCGGCGGACUCUGCCCCUGCAGCUGGGCGCGCGCCCCGCAUCCCGCAUCCCGCAUCCUCCUUCCCUCCUCCGGCAUGGGCAGGUAGCGGCGGCUGCAGCGGGCGGAAUAUGGGUGGGAGCCACUCCCACAGGCCCCCCGUGUUCGACGAGAACGAGGAAGUCAACUUCGACCACUUUCAGAUUCUGCGUGCCAUUGGGAAAGGGAGUUUUGGAAAGGUAUGCAUCGUGCAGAAGCGGGACACCAAGAAGAUGUACGCGAUGAAGUACAUGAACAAGCAGAAAUGCAUCGAGAGGGACGAGGUGCGCAACGUGUUCCGGGAGCUGCAGAUCAUGCAGGGGCUGGAGCACCCCUUCCUGGUCAACCUCUGGUACUCUUUCCAGGAUGAGGAGGACAUGUUCAUGGUGGUGGACCUCCUGCUGGGCGGGGACCUGCGCUUCCACCUGCAGCAGAACGUGCACUUCUCAGAGGGAGCCGUGAAGCUGUACAUCUGCGAGCUGGCACUGGCGCUGGAGUACCUGCAGCAGUACCACAUCAUCCACCGGGACAUCAAACCGGACAAUAUCCUGCUGGACGAGCGUGGACAUGUUCACGUCACAGACUUCAACAUUGCAACAGUAGUGAAAGGAUCCGAGAAAGCAACCUCCAUGGCCGGGACCAAGCCUUACAUGGCCCCGGAGGUCUUCCAGGUGUACGUGGAUGGUGGCCCAGGGUACUCUUACCCAGUUGACUGGUGGUCCCUGGGUGUCACAGCCUAUGAACUGCUGCGGGGCUGGAGACCCUACGAGAUUCACUCAGCCACGCCCAUCGAUGAGAUUCUUGACAUGUUCCGGGCAGAGCGCGUUCGCUACUCUUCCACCUGGUGCAAGGGCAUGGUAGCACUGCUCAAGAAGCUGCUGGCAAAGGAUCCCGAGAGUCGCCUGUCCAGCCUGGGGGAUGUCCAGAGCGCGCCCUACCUGGCUGACAUGAACUGGGAUGCAGUGUUCGAGAAGGCACUGAUGCCUGGCUUCGUGCCCAAUAAAGGGCGACUGAAUUGUGAUCCCACAUUUGAACUUGAGGAAAUGAUUCUCGAAUCCAAGCCACUUCACAAAAAGAAGAAGCGGUUGGCCAAGAACCGGUCUAAAGACAGUACGAAAGCCAGCUGCCCACUGAAUGGACAUCUACAGCAAUGCCUGGACACAGUGCGGAAGGAUUUCAUCAUAUUCAACAGAGAGAAGCUGAGGCGGCAGCAGGGAGCUGGCAGCCAGCUCCUGGACACCGAGGGCCAUGGGAGCAGCCAGACCCAGAGCAGACUGCAGGACGGCCGCAACAACAAUCUUCUGGCCCAUGCCUGCUCCCGCGGCUGCCGCAGCUAAGUGCAAGCUGUGCACUCUGCCCAGACACCAUGCAGCAGAUGCAGAAAGAGACCACCCUGGGGGGCCUGCCCAGCCAGUUCCCCAAACCACCACCUAAAACAAGUCUGGCCCUUUCUGUAUCUCAGUUUCCUGCCUCUGCCUCUGGGGUUCCAUCACUCUCGGCCCACCACUUCUAUUGCAAGGUUGUUGGGAAAUGUUAUUUGGUGGUGGGCGACCAGCCUGUCUGGUUUAUAAAAUGUGGUCCAGAUGGAGACCGUCACCUUUAUCUCUGACCUGUACCCCUAAACUCCCAAAGCAAUGAAUGAGCCUCCUGUAGCCCCUCAAUUCCCUAUCCCUACCCCACCUCUUGAGGAAGGACUUGGAAAAAUGGAGCCCAAACGAAGAGGCAGAGGUGUCCCCUGGCCCUAGGAGCUCCUCAAGGAGCAGGGAGCACACCUGCAUCUGUGUGCUGGGCCCGACCAGUCCAGCCCACCUUCUGGAAUGGCCCUGCCAUGAGGGUUUGGUGCUGUGGAUGGAUAUUUCCCACCCUCCACAAUUACGCAAGCUGGCCCCCACUUUCAUUUGAGUAGCCCCCACCCAACCUUGCUAAGAGUCGAAUCUCAGCCCCUUCCUUAGUCACUCCUGCAAAAUGUUCUCACAAUUCCUUUGUCCCCCUAAAACCCAGCCCAGAGAGAUCUAGGCUUCUUACCUGGAAAAUGGAGCCCGGCUGGGCAGGCCACUUCAGCUGGUUCCAAUGCUGUGCCUUUGAGCUGGGAGAUGCAGUCGUGCGUGGAGGGACCCGUGGGGCCAGCAGUGACCUCCUGAGAGUCCCCCUGAAAGGAAGGGCCUGACCCUCCCAUGACCUGGAGCUCCCAACACUCGAGCUGUUGAGAAAGUUCCGUAGGGUUCAAGUACUUAUCUCCCUUCCUGCACCUGCACAUUCUUUCCCUUUCCCAUCUUGGUCCAGCCUUGCUUUGGUUUUAUCAUCCUCCCUUGUAGGCGUCCCUGUUAGUGGCCCACCCAGUCUCUAGGGCUGUCACGCAUCAUCUCCCCAACAUCUCAAGAGACAUUUCAGUGUAGGGUGUGGUUUUAUAUUUUUAUUUAAAGACACAUGUGGUCCUCGUCAUCAUCAUUGUCAUCAUAGUCCUUCUCUUCUUCCUCCUCAGACCAGCGCCCAUUUCUAGACCCUCCCAUUUCAUGGUCUCUGUUCUUUAUCAAUGUGUCCAUUGACCUGUCCCCUCCAGGAAAUAGUGGGGCUGCUUCUCUUUUCACUGUGAUACCGGCCUCUCUGCCUGUCCCCUUGGCUGUGCCCAUGGACCAGGGACAGGCACCGGAGCAGCCCUGGUACACUGGGUGCCCCAGCCUUCGGCAGCAGCGUGUAUGGGUCCUUGCCCAGAAUAAACUAUUUCUUGGAUGUUGAUUCUUA
Suncus etruscus (white-toothed pygmy shrew) is the source of this 2807-nucleotide messenger RNA. RefSeq names its product serine/threonine kinase 32B (gene STK32B). Gene Ontology annotation, biological process: G protein-coupled receptor signaling pathway; protein phosphorylation; regulation of signal transduction. Bases 158 to 1402 code for a protein of 414 amino acids. The record is from RefSeq and is a predicted model, not a curated record. The transcript is spliced from 12 exons. Gene Ontology annotation, molecular function: G protein-coupled receptor binding; G protein-coupled receptor kinase activity; ATP binding. Lineage: Eukaryota; Metazoa; Chordata; Mammalia; Eulipotyphla; Soricidae.